Messenger RNA from Megalopta genalis, 1195 nucleotides. It is a transcript of the gene MED6, whose product is annotated as mediator complex subunit 6. NCBI's taxonomy places the organism in Eukaryota, Metazoa, Arthropoda, Insecta, Hymenoptera, Halictidae. Gene Ontology annotation, biological process: regulation of transcription by RNA polymerase II. Gene Ontology annotation, cellular component: mediator complex. Gene Ontology annotation, molecular function: transcription coregulator activity. The record is from RefSeq and is a predicted model, not a curated record.
UCUUUAGAUCAUUGAGAACCACUGACUGUCUCGGAAGAAAUGCAGGUUUAUUUGUACUGCUCAGUCGCUCAGUAAUAAUAUUGUUAGAGUCGAAACGAAGUACAAUAACAUUCCAAUUAUUUACGUAGAAUGUAUUUAUAACUAAUAAUAUAAUAUAAUUAAUAUUUCUAUUAAGUUUCACUGAUAUUAAUACAAAAUAUCAAACAUAACCUGCAUCAACAAUUUUACCUUGGCGAGUAAAUAAAGCGGAUAUUUAAAUAUUUGUUGUACUGACACUGUUCGAAACAAAAAUGUUAUCGGGGAGGGCUCCUGUGACAGAAAAUCCUUUGGGACUUUCUUGGCAUGAUAGUGCGUGGAUUCCUGUGUUAAACCCAAACAACAUAAUGGAUUACUUUUCUGAAAGAAGUAAUCCAUUUUAUGACAGAACAUGCAAUAAUGAAACCGUUAAAAUGCAACGUGCCAGUCCUGAGCAAUUACAAAAUAUGACAGGACUAGAAUACAUUCUUUUACAUGUUCAAGAACCCAUUUUGUACGUUAUUAGAAAACAACAUCGACAUUCUCCCACUGUAGCAGCACCACUUGCCGACUACUAUAUUAUAGCAGGUGUUGUGUAUCAAGCACCUGAUUUAGCAUCUGUUGUCAGCUCCAGAUUGUUAUCCACAGUGCAUCAUCUGCAAUCUGCUUUUGAAGAAGCUAGCUCAUGUUCUCGAUAUCAUCCUAGUAAAGGAUACUAUUGGGAUUUCAAAAAUGGCAAAGCACUGGCAGCAAAAAAAGAAACUCCCGUUCGUGAGGAACCUAGUUCACUGUUCCAACGCCAAAGAGUGGACAUGCUACUAGCUGAGCUCAUUCGGAAAUUCCCAUUACCUGCACCAAAGCCUGUACAUCAACCUAUAGAAUCUUCCAUAGAGAUCAAGCAAGAAGUGAAAGUCGAGAAGAAAGAUAUGAAACCCCCACCAGAAAAGAAGCCAAAGGUUAACUAGCAAAAUCUUAUGAGAAAAUAUAGGAUAGUGUAUAUUAAGAGCUUAGGUUUAAGUGUGUAUUUAGUAUAGUCCCAAUUUUUUACAAUGCUAUAAGCAUUUAACAAUUUCAAUUAAGUAUACUUUCUACUGGAUUAUAUAAAAAUUGAUGUAUAUACUGAUGAAUAAUUAUUAAGACCGAUGUCAAAUUAAAAGCCAGCUAAGUAUUUUUCACUUCA